This is a messenger RNA of Pomacea canaliculata, 635 nucleotides long. Its product is annotated as low affinity immunoglobulin epsilon Fc receptor-like. The record is from RefSeq and is a predicted model, not a curated record. The coding region runs from base 60 to 539 and encodes 159 amino acids. NCBI's taxonomy places the organism in Eukaryota, Metazoa, Mollusca, Gastropoda, Architaenioglossa, Ampullariidae. The transcript has 5 exons. Gene Ontology annotation, molecular function: signaling receptor activity.
CGUCACACGUUUGGUUACAAGGCAACAUUCAGGAACUCACUGCUUCUUGCCCCUGAAACAUGCGAUCCGCCUGUAGGUGUCAACUUGCAUUGACUGUCAUCUACAUUGUUGUGCUGACGGUUGCCCUAGUCUACAGCAAGUGUCCAACAUUCUGGGAGGCUCUAGACGACAAGUGCUACCUGUACAUUAACCGUCAAGUUUCUUGGUUCAGUGCUUAUCAAACCUGCAGACAUCGGAAUGGCGCUCUUGCCUCAAUAACUUCCAAACAAGAGAAUGAUUUUGUCAGAAACCUACUCGAACUUAACCAAGUUGAGUGGGCGUGGCUGGGGAUCCACGACAUUGCCAAGACUGGAGUGUGGCUGUUAGUGUCGACCAGCCUGCCAGUAGUCUACACCAACUGGGCCCCAGGAGAGCCCUACGACAACACCGGGGAGAACUACUGCGGACUACUCAGCAGGGCCGGCAUCUGGGAGGCCUACACGUGCAGGACACUCAACUUCACCUUCGUCUGCGAGCGGCAGGUGACAGAACAGUUUUGAUAACAAAAUGUCCAGACAAACACAGAACUCGACAGGAAGGUCUUGACGAGAAAAGCUAACCCGAAACGUUGAGAGAAAGAAAUAAAAACAUCAAAU